AUGGAGAUUUGGAAUGGCCUGAGGAGUAUAGCUGAAAGAGGAUUUGAGAAAUGGGUUGUCAUGGGUGAUUUCAAUGCCUAUGUGGAAGAAAGAGACAAACAAGGUGGUUCUGAAGUUGGUUGGGGAAGUAUGCAAGACUUUGAAAACUGUCUCAGUGACUGUGGUUUGUCAGAUCUAGGCUUCUCAGGUCCCAAAUUCACUUGGAAAAGAGGAGCCUUGCAAGAAAGGAUUGACAGGCUGGUGGUAAAUGAUGACUGGUUCCUACCGAUUAUCUUAAAGGAUGCUAGUGGAGACUUCUGUUCGGGAGAAAUCAAACCUUUUAGGUUCUUAGCUACUUGGUUGACUAAUGAGAGUUUUAGUGGAAUAGUGAACAAGUGUUGGAAUAGGAAUAAAAACUGGAUUCCUGCUAAAAAUGAGUUCCAUAAGGAAGCUGCUGCUUGGCAUCAACAUAUUUUCAAAAAGGAUCAGAGAAGGAAAUAUCAGAUUCAAAGGAGGUUAAGAGGUGUAGAUAACCAGCUCAAUGGGGGUCCAAAUGAAUCCCUAGAAAGACUCCACAGGGAGUUAUGGAAUUCAAGGUUCUUUCAUACUGCAACAGUUGCCAGAACCAGAAAAAAUAAGGUCACAGCCCUAAAAAAUGAGAGGGGAGAAUGGGUUCAGGACCAAGAAGCUCUCAAAGACAUGGUUGUUGGCUUUUUUAAAAAUCUGUAUGGGGGUGAUGACCAUUGUAAUCAGAAGCUGAACACUGAGAAUCUGUUCCCAGUACUAGAUGACCAGAAGUGGAGGGAUAUUGGAAAGAUGCCUAUGGUGGAGGAAAUUAGAAGAACCAUUUUUAGGAUGCAGCCUUAUAAAGCACCUGGUGCUGAUGGUCUUCAUGCAAUCUUCUUUCAAACACAGUGGGAUAAAGUGGGCAGUUCUGUUACCAAUCUAGUAGUCGAGGUGUUCAAUGAUCCAGUGAUGAAGGUGUCAGGUAUAAAUCAGUCCUUAGUUUGCUUAAUCCCUAAAGUUGAGAACCCAGAAGUGAUAAACCUAUUUAGACCCAUCAAUUUAUGCAAUGUUAUAUACAAAGUCAUCUCCAAGAUUAUUACUGCUAGGCUCAAAGAUCACAUGAGCUCUCUAGUAAUGCCAAAUCAAUGUAGCUUUGUGAAGGGUAGACAGGCUUCAGAUAACAUCAUCAUUAGUCAGGAGAUAUUCCACACCAUGAGAUCAAAGAGAGGUAGGAAGGGUUGGAUGGCUAUAAAGUUAGACUUAGAGAAAGCCUAUGAUAGAGUCAGCUGGUCCUUUUUGGAGGAGACCUUACACUUGACUGGAAUGUCCAAGAAGCUUGUAGAUCUUAUUAUGACUUGUGUUUCUUCUCCUUCCAUGAACAUCUUAUGGAAUGGAACACAAACUGAUUACUUUUCCCCUUCAAGAGGAAUUAGACAAGGAGAUCCUUUUUCUCCUUAUCUUUUUGUAUUAUGUAUUGAGAGGUUGGGACACUUGAUCAACUCAGCAGUUGAGAGAAAAGAAUGGCAUCCGGUUAAGAUGGGAAGGAAUGGGGCCCCCAUAUCUCACUUAUUCUUUGCAGAUGAUCUCUUAAUUUUUUCAGAAGCUAGUGAAGAUCAAGCAAAUUUGAUUGGGAAUAUUCUGGAUCAAUAUUGCUGUGCCUCUGGACAGAAAAUUAGCAACAGUAAAACUAGAUGCUUCUUUUCCAAGAAUGUGAACCACAAUAGAAGAAGGGAGCUAAGUCAGUCUCUUAAUUUUGCAGUCACUGCUGAUUUAGGUAAGUAUCUUGGGAUCCCUAUUUUUCAUAAAAGGGUGAACAAAAAUACUUUCAGAUUUAUUUUGGAUAAAACUAACAAAAAGUUAAAUGCUUGGAAGGAAAAAUGUUUGUCUCUGGCUGGUAGGGUGGUACUAACCAAAGUUGUUCUGUCAGCCCUCCCUACUUAUGCUAUGCAGACUUCUUUGAUACCAAUUGGCACCUGUGAGGCUGUGGAGCAAAAAAUGAGAAGCUUUAUUUGGGGUUCAAAUAAAGAGAAGAGAAAGAUCUAUGCUUCUCCUUGGAGUGUGGUAUGUAAAGCAAAGAAGAAUGGGGGCCUAGGAAUUAGGAACCUGAGAUUGGCUAACAAAGCUUGCCUGAUGAAGAUUGGGCAUGGCCUAAUGACUCAGAGGGAAGAUCUGUGGGUGCAAGUGUUGAAAAACAAGUAUAAAGUAAAGGCUGGUCUACUGCCUAAUAUCCCUAAAAAAUCUAUCUGUUCAAAUCUUUGGUUGGGGAUUUCUAAGGUUUGGCAGAAGGUUUAUGAAGGCUCGAAAAUGAUGGUGGGAAAUGGCCUGGGAAUAUCUUUCUGGUGCGAUAAAUGGUUGCCAAUUGGCCCACUUUUGAAUCACACAAUCCAGGAUAUUCCAUUAGGAAUGCAGGAGGAGUUUAGCCAACUGGUUACCCAAGAGGCUGUCAAUCUUAUAGCUGGGGUCUGCCCUCCUAGUCCAGAAGAGGAUGAGGACAGAAUAAUCUGGGAGGUAUCCCAGGAUGGCAGCUUUUCCAUUAAAUCUGCUUUCAACAUGCUGUGCAGGGAGGAGUCAAAUACCUUGCAGGUUGAUUGGAACUCAGUUUGGGAGUGGGGUGGACCUCCUAGAGCAAAGACUUUCUUAUGGCUCUUACUUGGGGAAAAUCUCCUAACAAACUCAAGAAGAGUUCAGAGACACUUGGCAAGUUCUAAUUUGUGUCCCAGAUGCCACAUUGAUCCUGAAGAGUGUAUCCAUGUAAUGAGGGAUUGCAGCUGGUCAGAAAAGAUAUGGAAAUCCUUGAUUGAGCCUGACAAAUGGACCGAGUUCUUUUCUCUCCAUCUUCAGAACUGGCUGUACAUAAACCUUGAUCCAAAGAAAUGUUUGUUGGGAGGAGUAAAAGGGAACAUUCUUUUUGGCAUUAUCUGCUGGUUUAUCUGGAAAGAAAUAAAUAAUUUUAUUUUUGAAGGGGAAAUUCCCAGUGAAGGAAACACUGUCAGGCAGGCUUGCACUUAUUUUACAAAUUUUUUGGAUGCAAACUCCUUAUAUAACAGAACGGGUCUUCUGAACAGAAGGAAAGAGGAGAUUCUGGUUCAUUGGACACCUCCACCUAUGGGAUGUGUUAAAGUCAACACUGAUGGAUCUUCCAAAAGUGGCAAUAUACAGGGAGGCUGUGGAGGUAGCUUAAGGGAUGUAUCUGGUCUGUGGCUGAAGGGCUUUGCUAAAAGGUUGGGUGCCUGCAACUCGAUGAAAGCUGAAAAUUGGGGAAUGCUACUGGGAUUGCAGAUGGCAUGGGAUCUUGGUCAUAGAAGAGUUAUUAUUGAAGGAGAUUCUCAGGCUGCACUGAAUUUAAUUAAUGAGGGAGUUGCUGGAAACCAUCCUCUAGCUGGCUUAAUCAGAAGAAUUGGCCAGAUCAGAAGCUGGGAUUGGCAAGUGGAAUUCAAGCAUGUCAAUAGAGAGGGAAAUGGGGUAGCUGAUUGGCUUACUAAUUUUGCCUGUUCUCUUGGUUGGGAAGCUGUGUUCUUAGAUCAUCGUCCUGAAGGGUGUGCUAAGUUAGUUUUUAAUGGAGAGCCUCCUCCUCCUGUUCUGGCGGACCUUGCUGCCAUGGAUGAUGAAGCUGAGUUCUCGGGGAUUCUUGAUAUCUUUGUUCAUCAUGCUAGGAAUAUUCAUAACAUAUGCAUCUAUGAUGAUCAGGAUGUAUAUGCUAAAUUCUCUCUUACUUACAACCCCGAUGAGACUCUCUCUACCAGAAUUAUUAAUCGAGGUGGCAAAAACCUAACAUUCAAUGAAAACUUGAGGAUGAAGAUUACCCGAAUGGAUGGUGUUCUGAAAUGUGAGAUUCAGAUGUUUGGUCGGGCUAGAAAUCCCAUGGAAGACCAGCUUUUGGGCUUUGCUUUGGUCCUAAUUUCUCAAGUUGUUGGCAAAGGAAAGGUGACUGAAGAUUACAACCUUUCCUCCACUGACCUUUUCCAUUCUCCUGCUGGAACUGUCCAAUUAACACUGUCUUUAGACACAUCUUUGGAUAUCAAUUCCACAAUGAAUUUGAUAUAUGAAUCAGCAAACAGUUCAUCUAUAUCAACAGAAGUUAUUUUGCUUGAUAGAAAAAUCUCAGAAUACUAUGACUAG
Gastrolobium bilobum is the source of this 4104-nucleotide messenger RNA. RefSeq lists its product as uncharacterized. The transcript is spliced from 6 exons. Gene Ontology annotation, molecular function: RNA-DNA hybrid ribonuclease activity; nucleic acid binding. The record is from RefSeq and is a predicted model, not a curated record. Bases 1 to 4104 code for a protein of 1367 amino acids. Lineage: Eukaryota; Viridiplantae; Streptophyta; Magnoliopsida; Fabales; Fabaceae.